Molecule: messenger RNA, 1262 nt
Organism: Olea europaea var. sylvestris
Lineage: Eukaryota; Viridiplantae; Streptophyta; Magnoliopsida; Lamiales; Oleaceae
Product: zinc finger protein 1-like
Exons: 1
Coding region: 287-958 (223 amino acids)
Biological process (GO): negative regulation of abscisic acid-activated signaling pathway
Source: RefSeq, a predicted model, not a curated record
UAAUGAGUUCCAAUCAAAAUCUUGAUAACACAAUUCAUGCAUUUCUCUCUCUUCCUCUCUCCUUAAUCUUUUCUAUAAUGAGUUCUUGUAACUGUAAAUUCUCCUUCCAUACAUAGUACCAUAGUAUUUAUUUCUAAUCAAUAAAUAUUACAACUUUCUCAGUAUGAAAUCCAAUAUCACUGAUCACACACAAAGGUGAAAAAGUUUCUUCACGUAGAUUAAUCAUCGUAUGGAGGCCUCAAUUCAGUACGAUAAUGCCUAAACAGCCCAACAAAGAUCCAAGCAAAUGGAUGAACAAGAUCAGAAUCAAGAUAACAACAGAAAUACAAAUCUUGUGUUGGAUCUAAACCUCUCAAGCAAGGAUUUCGAUCAAAAUUCCGGGCUGGAACUCAAUCUUUUCGACAAAAAUCCUUCACAAAAUCCGUCGAAUAUUGAUCCAAGUCCACAAGGUAAUGAAUCCGAACCACGUGUUUUUUCGUGCAGAUACUGUCAAAAGAAAUAUUAUAGUUCACAGGCUCUUGGAGGCCAUCAAAAUGCUCAUAAGCGGGAGCGAACCAUCGCGAAACGCGGGCCCCGUUUUGGUGGCGCCGCCUCUCUCAACCAGUAUCGGUAUUCUAGCAUGGGUUUACUGCCACAGCAUGGAUCAUUGAAUAGGUCUCUUGCAAUUCAAGCGCACUCCACAAUCCAUAAGCCAAGUCUUUUAGCACCAUCCACUAUAUAUGGACAGUAUGGCGGGUCUAGAAAGCCUCUUGAUCAGCAACCAGCCAUUGGCCGGCUGGCAAUGGAGAAUCAUCACGUUGGUGGUUCAUCGAGUGGCGGAGCAGCUCGAUUUGACAGUGUUCAAAAGUUUUCGUCGGUGGUCAACGGUAUCGGAGGACUCAGAUGGGACAGUGCUGGUCCUCCUAUUAAGACUAAUCAAGAAGAGCAUAAAAAGUUAGACUUGUCCCUCAAACUCUAACUUUGUCUUUCAUGGGACUCGAUACUAUAAUAAACGAGAUUUUAGUUUCUUUUUCUUUUUUUUUUCCCGUAUAAUCUUUCAUACCAAACGUACACUUUCUUCUGUUCAUAUUCUUGCAACCCCCAACCCAAACUCCCAAUCCUCCACUCUGAAAAUAGUUAACAAGGGAUGGAUUACAGACUGUUUUAACUGUAGAGAAUUUUCUUGAAUUUGUAUUGAGAUUCAGCAGUUUUUUGGGACAAUUAAUUCCUGUAUCCUGGUCAGAUUCAAGAUUUGUCCUCUUUUUAUCAUGCAAAAUUUGAAG